UCCACGACCCGCCCAUCCGCCGCUUCUCCCACAGCCUGGUCAGGUGUUCGCUUGUUUCCACACGUAAACUUUGGAUUUUGAUAACUGAUCAGCUUCUGUGUCGUGACAAACCCAAUCGAGGACAUGUUCAGACGGAUACUUCAAAUGACUCCUGGGAAGGGAGGCUCCCAGAAUGCAGAGUCGGAGAAGCCCACCACUGACCUGAACCACGACCAGACGUCCGAGGGUUUCAUCUGUCCUCAGUGCAUGAAGUCUCACAACUCUGCAGACGAACUCUUCAAACACUAUGAGCUGUUCCACGACACUGGAGACCUCCCCGCCCAUGUGGCUCCCACGCGUGAAGACCUCACCAUGUUGCGGCAGGAGGUUCAGGAUCUCCACGCUUCUCUCAAGGAGGAGAGAUGGUUCUCUGGAGAACUAAAGAAAGAAUUGGACAAAGUUCAAGGACAACUGAAGCAAAACGAUGAACCGAUAAGCGCUGAGGAUUCAGUCCUCGAAAGAAAGCUAGUGGAAGCAGAGACGGAGAAGUUCAACAUAAAGCAGAUGAAAGACCUGUUUGAGCAGAAGGCGGCGCAGCUGGCCACAGAGAUAGUAGACCUGAAGUCUCGCUAUGACGAGGAGAAAAGCCUGAGGGAGGCUGCCGAUCAGAGGGUUUCCAGUUUGAGCGAACAGCUGCAGAGGGAGAAGCAGGAGAAUGAGAAACUUCAAACAGAAUUGCUGCAGCGGCCGGGAGUGGAGGACGUGGAGGUUCUCCAGAAGGAGCUGGUCCAGGUGCAGACGCUCAUGGACAGGAUGACCCGUGAGCGGGAGGAAGAGUCCGAACGCCUCAAAAGCCACUACACAGAGCUGCAGGCUAACUACACUACCUCAGAGAUUCAAAAACUGGAGAUGACCAUAUCCCAACUAAAAGCCGAGCUGGAGAAGGGUCCACAGGAAGCUGCUGUCUACACACAACAAAUCCACGAGCUGCAGGGAAACCUCAAUAAUUUGCAGCAACAAUGUCAGAGUCUCUCUGAGAAACUUGUGCGUAAGGAAAAGGAGCUUCAGGAAGUGGAGGACACUCUGGGAGCCGAGAAAGCCGCCAAGAAGGGCGUCCAGGACAGCCUGAGGGAGCGGGACUCGGAGGUGCAGGAGCUCCAGGCUCGAGCCGCGGGGGCCGAAGCGUCCCUUCAGAAGGCCCAGGCCGAGCUGGCGGAGAGGGCCGAGGAGGCGGCCAAGCUGAGGAGCGAGAUAGCAGAGCUGGAGGUGAAACACGCAGAGCUGAAGGUGGAGAGGAAGCAGCUGGAGCAUCAGAGGGAGGAAAAAGAAAGCCAAGGUGCCCAGCAGCAGACAGAGAUCAGUCAGCUGCAUGGCAAACUGCUGGAGGCCGAGCGGCAGGUAGGUGAGCUGCAGGGCCGUCUGAAGGAGCAGAGGCAGCUGUCUGGUGAGAAACUGAAGGACAGAGAGCAGCAAGCGGCCGACCUCCAGUUCAAACUCUCCCGAACUGAAGAACAGCUGAAGGAGAGCUGCAGUAAGAACUCGGAUCUGCAGCACCAGGUGGAGAAAGCCAAGCAGCAGCACCAGGAGCUUCAGGCGCUGCAGCAAAACACCAACGGCAAACUGCGGGAGGCGCAGAAUGACUUGGAGCAGGUGCUGCGUCAGAUUGGGGACAAAGACCAGAAGAUCCAGAACCUGGAGGCCCUGCUUCAGAAGAGUAAAGACACUGUGAGCCAGCUGGAAGCGGAGAGAGAGGAUCUGUGUGCCAAAAUCCAGGCUGGGGAGGGAGAGACGGCGCUCCUCAACCAGCUGAAGGAGAAGAACCAUGCGCUGCAGGAACAGGUUGCGCAGUUGACGGACAAGCUGAAGAACCAAUCGGAGAGCAACAAGCAGGCCCAGGACAACCUUCACAAGCAGGUCCAGGAGCAGAAGACCCAGCUGCGUUCAGCCCAGGACCGAGCGCAGACCCUGGAGACGUCCGUCACUGAGCUCACUGCCCAGCUCACCGACAGCAAGGAGAAAGUAUCCCAGCUGGACGCUCAGCUGAAGGCCAAAACAGAGCUGCUUCUGUCUGCAGAGGCGGCCAAGGCUGCACAGAAGGCCAACCUGGAGAACAGCCUGGAGGCGUCUCAGCAUGCUCUGCAGGACAAACAGCAGGAGCUGAACGAAGCUCAGAAGAGGCUGGAGGAUCAGGCCCAGAGGCUCAGAGACAGACAGGAGCAGAGUGCCCAGCUGGAGAGCAGCGUGAAGGACUGUAAAGACAAACUGCUGGCCUCAGAGCAGCGGGUGGAGCAGCUGGAAGGGCUCAGCAAGAAACUGGAGUCUCAGGCAGCGGAGGUGCAGACUGCGAGAGAUCAGCUCCAGCUGGAGGUGCAGAAGCUGCAAAAGGAAAGUUCAGAGGUGAAACGGAAAGCGAAUGAGCUGCAGCGCUCCCUGGAAACAGAAAAGGAAGGAACGAAGAGUCUGCAUGAGGAGCUGCAGAAAAAGGCUGCAGCUGAAGGUAGCUUGCAGCAGCAGCUGGAGCGCUGUGAGCAGGAAAUGGCGGCUCUGAAGGUGAACCUGGACAAGGUGACCCAGGAGGGACAGAGUCAGCAAGCGGAGCUGAGCAAGAAGGCUCAGAGUCUGGCUGCGGAGCUGCAGAAGGCCCAGCAGGAGAAAGAGGCGCAGAGGAAGGAGCUCGGAGCGACUCAGGAGAGCCUGCAGAAGGCCAACAAGGCUCUGAAGGAGAGUCAGAAUCAGCUGGAGGCCGACAGGAAGAACCAUAAAUCAGCCAUGGAGGACAAGGACAAAUCUAUUGAAAAGACAAAGAAGGAGCUUUUGAAAACUAACGAGGCCAUCACUAAGAAAAUGAACGAAUCGAAGGAGCAGCUGGAGCAAUCGAGAGAGGCAGAGAAAACGUUGAAGGCGCAACUCACGUCAUUUGAGCAGCAGCACUCAAAGACUCAGGGGACGCUAAAGGCUAAGGAGGAAGAGUUGAAGAAGUUGCAGGAUCAGCUGAAGACGGUUCGGGGAUCCAUGGAGGAGGAGGCGAGGAGGCUGAGCGGCCAAGUGGCUGAGCUGCAGGAAGCGGCUGUCAAGAAGGCAGAGGAGGAGAGGAAACUGGCGACUCGGGUGUCGGAGCUCAGCCAGGAUUUGACCACUGAGAGGAGCCGGGCGGCCGAGCUGCAACAGUCCCUGCAGCAAAGCCAGGAAAACCUCUCCAAGCUUCAGUCCGACUUUUACGGCAAAGACUCUGAGGUUUCCUCUCUGCGUCAAGACCUGAAGAGCUCAGAGGAGAAGCUGAGCAUGGCUCAGGAGGAGCUGGCCGCCAAUCGGACUCAUCAGACGGCCUUAGAGGCCCAGAUCCAGGAACUGAAGGCGGCCCGGUCAGCACUGGAGCAAGAACUCUCCAAACGGCACCAGAAGCUCCAGCAGCAGGAACAAACCCUGAAGGAGCUGCAAAAGCAAGAGGGUCAAGUUAAAGAGGAACUGCAGAAGGAGAGAAGCAAGACGGAGGAGCUGAACAAAGCCAGGAGCGCGCUGGAAAAGAAAAGCAGCAAACUGACCUCUGACCUGAAAACGCUGGCGGAGAAAAGUGAGAAGGAACUAGGAGAGUUGCAGGAAGCCAAGCAGCUGCUGAUCCAGCAGAAACUGGAGCUGCAGGGCCAAGUGGAGGCCAUGCAGGGGGCGCUCAAGGAGGAGCAGAAGGAGCACCAGGUCACCAAGGACAGCAGGAGCAAGAGAGAGGAGCAGCUCGUUGUCCAGACAAAGGAAGUCCAGGAUCAACUCGCGGCGGAGAGGAGAGCCAGAGAGGAGCAGGUGAAGCGCGGGGAGGAGGCUGAAGCUAAGCUGAGCGUGCAGGUCACGGCCCUGAAUGAAAACGUGGCCACGCUGAAGAGGGAGUGGCAGAGCAGCCAGCGGAGAGUCGGCGAGCUGGAGAAGCAGACGGACGAGCUGAGAGGGGAGAUCGCUGUGCUGGAGGCUACGGUCCAGAACAACCAGGACGAACGGCGCGCUCUUCUGGAGAGGUGCGUCGCCGGUGAAGGCGAGAUCGAGAAGCUCCAGGCCAAAGUGGUGGAGCUCCGGAGGAAGCUGGACGACACCACGGCGGCCAUGCAGGAGCUCGGCAGAGAGAACCAGUCGCUCCAGAUCAAACAGUCGCAGAGUCUGACCAGAAAGUGGGCGGAGGACCAUGAAGUCCAGAACUGCAUGGCCUGUGGGAAAGGCUUCACCGUCACGGUCAGGAAGCACCACUGUAGACACUGCGGGAACAUCUUCUGCGGCGAGUGUUCAGCGAGGAGCGCCCUCACGCCGUCCUCCAAGAAGCCCGUUCGGGUUUGCGAGACGUGCUUUGAGGAGCUCCAGGGCUGAUCUGCAGUAUUCUCCUGCCCCUCAACUCCCUCCCUUUAACCCUUUAUAUUCCAGUGGGCAGAAGAAGGCUCGUCUUUGUCAUUUUUAAUGUGCACUAGAGCAAAAAGACUCCCAUUUGCAUAGGCCAUCUGGCCGUGGUGCGGAGGAGACGCAGCGGAGAUGCAGUGGGAUCAGCUGGGACCGUCCGUAUCUGUUUUUGUGCCUUUUGCUCCUCCUGUGGACUGCCAGAGAGCGGAGGCGGUGGAUCCGCGCUCACCUCUUUAAGUUCAUAUUCAGGCCUCCAUCGGCGUUCGGCAUCGUCAGCAGUUGUGAGGUGGCUGCUUUGAUCUUUGCUCAUGUCUGCUAGUGUCACUCUGCACCAGGGAAUGAACCGACUCGGCUCAGUGCAGCUCUGCCAUACAAAGAUGAAUGCGAGUAACUUAUGAUUUGCUUGUAAUUAUACACGUCUAUUAUAGGACUCUUGAAUUCAUGCGUUUGAAGUGAGAAAGCACUACCUAUAAAAGUAUAUUUUAAAAAUAAAAUUUCCUAUUAAAUAAAAGCUUAUUUAGGUUCUGAAAACUGCAGCAAAAACUGGACUGGUUUGUCUUUUCUAGGCCAAAAACUAUCUCCACUCCUGAUAGUGACUUUUUCCAUAAGGAAAUUUUCUUGUAUUACUGACAAUAAUGGAAGAAAAGUAUCCUGCAGAUGCUUUGGUAUCAGUAGAGCUAAUUAAUUCUAUGGAAAGUGAAGAAAUUCCAAAAAUAAUGGAUGAAUGCAAAUGUUCCAAACUUAUAUUUGGUGCAGCAAAGCACGUUGACGCAUUCAUUGACCAAAAAUAGUGUUAGGUUUUAGUAGAAUAAGAGCUUUUUUUCUGGUUUUACCUGCAGAUCACACCUGUCUCAUUAAAUAAUUACAGUAAUUAAAUUCUCACCUUAAAGUCAUAAAGCUACAUCUGAAGUAUUAUAAUUUCCUCAGUGUUUUCACUUAACUAAGAAUUAAUCUUGGGUUCUAAAAAUAGCUUCUUUUUUUUCAGUUUAUUCUAUUAACUACAGUUUUGAUCUAUUUUUUUGAUCUAUUCUAUUCUAUAUUUGAUUUUGGUGUCAGCUAAAGUAUUUAUUUUCUAUAUGCAAAUUUUAUUCAAAUUAGGCCUUUUUAAAUUGUCAAACAUUUACAGUGUUUAUCUUAUUCUUGAUUUCUUCAAAGAUCAGUCAUCUUGUCCAGAACCUGUCAUGUUAGUUACUUCCUGUUCUCUUUGUAUGGCAGCACGUUUCCUAAUCUGCAGAAAUGUAUGUAUUGAGUCCAUUUCACGACCAAAGAAUGUCUGCAGCAGAGUUUGUAAUGUGUCAGUAUUUGCCUGAAAGCGUUUGAGUUGUGACAUUUUUAUUGUGAGUCUUUGUGUUGCUUUGUCACUUGAUUGUCUGUGUGUUUAUUAUCUUCAGGUUGUGGCAAUGCAGUAACUGAAGGUGCCUCCAUGUUUUAAUUUGGUCUUUUCUGCAGUCCAACGGCACUGAUUGUGUUUGAGUGUGUGCGCGCUCUGCUUUGAAGCAAUAACUGUAGUGGUGUGCGUGCGUGUGUGUAGGCGUGUGUGUGUGUGUGUGUUCACGGUCAUGCCUGCUGCAUGAAUCCUGGCUGCUCAGAAGCUUGGCAUCUCUCUGACUCGAGGUUCAGGAACUGCUGCCUGCAGGUACAGCAGUUACUGCCAGUUCUCUGUCCAGCUGAGAACACUGUAAAGCUAAAAUUUCUGCUAUUUUAAUUUAUAAUUGCUUGCGGGUUGUGAUUGGAUCUAUUGUACUUUUUGUUUUUCUCUUUUGACUGGAGCAAGUGGAAACACUGUAAAACAGAUAAUGCACAGUAUUCUGCAGCAAGCAGCUUGUCUCAGAUUUACCAAAUUAGCUCUUUGUGUUUGAAUGAUCAUCAGACAUGAAUGUCCAUUUCACCUUCUGAAAAAUCCUUGGGUUUUUUUUAUGUUAAAUUGGUUUCAUGCCUACCUCAGCUUGACUGAGAAAAAGCACUAUUUCUAGACGAUGGACAUCACAAAUGUAUCACUACUUGUAUCCGAUUCAGGAUCUACGACUGGUGAGAGGUUUUGCACCUUACCUUACUCCGGGCCCGUCUUUGCGAGGCUGCAAACAUAGGACAACCAACUUUAUACAGGCUUCAGCAUCUCCUGCUUGUUAUUUACUAAUGCUGUCAUAAUUAUCUUUGUAAAUGUUCGUAAUGAGAGAGAUAAAUUGCUUACGUGUGGCCGUAGAGAUGUGCAGUAAAACAGUGUUUGGAUUCAUCAGUGUCUCGCUCAUUUUUGACACCACAGACUUGCUUCAGGCACUUUGUGGCUUCAUGUGUUGCUGUCGGUUAUCGUGUAUGACGGCUUUACUUUUCAGUUUGGGGGGACGUACCCGGUGGUUGCUCAGGUGUGCCUGAGGCCAGGUUCCUCUGCUGCUUGCUGAGAUCUUGUACAGUGUGGGCGGCUUCGUUUGACCUGCAUGGAGGGAUGAGGUGGUGUAUUGUGUGUUCACGUGCGCCAUGUUGAUUUUCUUUUUCAUUGUCAUGACAAGUGUAAAUAAAAACCUGCAGUAUGUUUCUAAA
This is a messenger RNA of Gambusia affinis (western mosquitofish), 6891 nucleotides long. RefSeq names its product early endosome antigen 1 (gene eea1). Gene Ontology annotation, cellular component: early endosome. NCBI's taxonomy places the organism in Eukaryota, Metazoa, Chordata, Actinopteri, Cyprinodontiformes, Poeciliidae. The record is from RefSeq and is a predicted model, not a curated record. The coding region runs from base 124 to 4326 and encodes 1400 amino acids. Gene Ontology annotation, biological process: endocytosis. The transcript has 30 exons. Gene Ontology annotation, molecular function: 1-phosphatidylinositol binding; metal ion binding.